AUGUUCGAGGAUAUGUCCAAGCUUGUUGAUGUCGAUAGACACAAGAAAGAGCUCGUUCAACUGUUGGCCGAUUGUGACUCUACGCAACAGCAACCAAACAUAGUGGCUGUUGUUGGGCUUGGAGGACUGGGCAAGACAACCCUCGCAAAUCAAGUGUACCAGGAUCUCAAAGAAUAUUUUGAGUGUCAUGUUUUUAUAUCUGUGUCACAAAAUCCAGACAUCAUCAAAGUUAUGCAUGCCAUUUACAGUCAGCUAAAUAAGAAAUAUUCCCCUGGUAUGGAGGACUUACCACAACUUAUCAACAUGAUUUUGGAGUUCCUCAAAAACAAAAGGUACUUUAUUGUAGUUGAUGAUAUAUGGGAUGUGGAAACAUGGAAGGCUAUCAAGUGUGUAUUUCCCACAAUCAGUUCUAACAGUAACGUAAUGAUCACCACUCGUAUAGAUGAUGUCGCCCAAUCAUGUUGUUCCUCUUUCCAUGGCCAUAUAUACAAUAUAAGGCCUCUUAGUAUGGUGCACUCGAGGAAACUUUUCUACGAAAGACUAUUCAACUCCCAAGAAAAAUGCCCUUCACACCUUGAAGGAAUUUUUGGCCAAAUCUUGGAUAAAUGUGCUGGCUUACCUUUGGCAAUCAUUGUUAUAUUAGGUGUAUUGGCUCAUAGAGAAAGUGAAAAGGAACUAUGGGAGCAAGUGAAUGAUUCAAUUGGUCAUGCCCUAAGAAAUAGUACCAUCAAAGACAUGGUAAAUAUAAUAUCCCUUAGUUACAUGGAUCUUCCUCCUCAUCUCAAAACUUGCCUACUGUACCUGAGUAUAUUUCCGAAGGAUCAUGCUAUCGAGAAGGAGAAUCUGAUAAGGAGGUGGAUUGGCUAG
This is a messenger RNA of Triticum turgidum subsp. durum (durum wheat), 867 nucleotides long. The record is from the annotation of a GenBank genome assembly. NCBI's taxonomy places the organism in Eukaryota, Viridiplantae, Streptophyta, Magnoliopsida, Poales, Poaceae.